GCUAGACGAUUCACCACAAUGUCGGAGGGAAGUGCUAGUAGCUAUAACUCCAACUAUAGGGGGCAUGUGUGUGACAUGAAUCAGUGCGUGUUGCGGACAUCUUUGCAGCUCCAUAAUUUCGGUAGACGGUUUUAUGGCUGUAGACAUUGGAAGCCUGGCAGUGACGAACAUUGUAAGUCCUUUAAAUGGUUGGAUGGCAUCCCAUGUAGGCGUGGAGCUGAAACAGCACCGAUUGUCAUCGCGAAAUUUACUAGGCUUGAGGCCGAGGCAGCUAUGGCAAAAAACAAUGAGAUGGAAGCCCGUGCAAUGAUAGUAGACCUACUCCAUAGGGAAAGAGUAGCAAAGUGUAGUGCUGAAAAAGCAAAGGUUUCCCUUCGUAUGGCCAAUGCGCGAGCACGUAAAUAUCAAGUUGCUCUACUUAUGUCAUGGUUGGCAAUUGUGGUGUUCAUUAUAUUUUCACUUGGUAAUAGGGAUGUUGGAUUACGACAAAUGUGUCUGCCAUGA
This is a messenger RNA of Quercus robur (English oak), 504 nucleotides long. RefSeq lists its product as uncharacterized. The record is from RefSeq and is a predicted model, not a curated record. Lineage: Eukaryota; Viridiplantae; Streptophyta; Magnoliopsida; Fagales; Fagaceae. The coding region runs from base 19 to 504 and encodes 161 amino acids. Gene Ontology annotation, molecular function: zinc ion binding. The transcript is spliced from 2 exons.